Molecule: messenger RNA, 1472 nt
Organism: Pieris rapae (cabbage white)
Lineage: Eukaryota; Metazoa; Arthropoda; Insecta; Lepidoptera; Pieridae
Product: sodium channel protein Nach-like
Exons: 10
Coding region: 1-1458 (485 amino acids)
Biological process (GO): sodium ion transmembrane transport
Cellular component (GO): membrane
Molecular function (GO): ligand-gated sodium channel activity
Source: RefSeq, a predicted model, not a curated record
AUGAUACUGAGACGAGCUUAUUUAGAAACAUUCAGGGAAUAUGUUGAUAACUGCUCCAUUAGUGGUGUUAAACAGAUGUGGGAGACGAAGAGUGGGGUAAAGCAAAGACUAACGUGGGCUGUUAUCUUCAUGAUAAUGGCUGCAGCUAUGGUCUACUUCCUUCAUUCUGUGUGGUAUGAAAGCCUCGGAAAUCCCCUUGUGGUAACCAUGGAAUCUUCCACCUACCCCAUAUCCAAGAUUAACUUCCCAGCUGUAGCGAUAUGCAACAUCAACAGAAUCAGUACGAGAGCCUUAAUCGACUACACCAAAAAAAUAUACCCAUUACUAGCUAAACAUAACGAGUCAUUCGAGGAGGUUCUAGCAUUCUCCUCUCAAUUAGGAAGACUUCUUGAUUACACAUACAAUUCAACUCUACGCAACCAUCCAUUCGUUGAUGCCUUCAAUUCGCAACUGAAUAAUACAAUGGCACUUGUCGAUAUUAUGAAAAUGCUGGCGCCAUCUUGCGACGAAAUGCUAAUGAAAUGUUUUUGGGGAGGCAUGCAACAAAAAUGUGAAAACAUUUUCAGUGUUCGACGAACGAUACAUGGCCACUGCUGUGUAUUUAAUUAUAUUCUUGGUUAUGCAUCAGCUGAUAGACCAGACCGCACAUUGGACACGGCAAAACAUCAGCACAGAGCUGGCAAGUACUUUGGACUUUUUGUUCUCUUGGAUUCUAUGGCUGAUGACUACUCCUAUAACCUGUACAGCAGAAAGGGAUUUGAGAUACUGAUAUUCGACCCGAUCCAUUUUGCUGACCCGAACGGCGGGAGAGUGAUCCAACGCACAAUUCAACCCGAUCAAGAGAGAAAAUGUCUAUUUAACGACGACAAGCGUGAAAAAUUAAGUAAAAUGUAUUCGUACAGUGCCUGUGUAGUGAACUGUCGAGUGAGGACUAUGGAAUCGCUUUGUAAGUGCACACCAUAUUACCUACCUGUGUCUUUAAAAGGAAGGAGGGUUUGCACAUUGGACGAUCUCAGAUGUCUCAAUAAAUAUAAAGAAAAGUUUUUCUACUUAUACCCGACGGGUGAAACAAAUUUUGAUGGUCUCGAGGUUGAGGCGGUAAACUCGCUAAGCUGUCCUGAAUGCCUGCCUGACUGCGAGCAUACGCAACAUUUCACCGAACAUAUGAAGUUUCAGCUGACGGCAAAUAGUUUCAAGAAUAAACUAUUCCCUAAAUUGGCCAUUAGUUUUCCCAGGGACGUUAAUACCACGGGAAAAUGCAUGAUAAGCAUUUAUCAAUCUACACAUUUUGGAGUAUUAAACCGCUUAGAUGUUGUAUCAUAUUGGUUCGAAGUUGUUAGUAACAUCGGCGGCUUUUAUGGCAUUCUCAUCGGUUACUCAAUAAUAACCAUUCCUGAAAUAUGUUACUUUUUUAUAUUUCGGUUUUCAGUUCGCAUAUAUAACUUCUAUGUAACAUAAAAAAAUUACUAACU